Aureococcus anophagefferens is the source of this 2310-nucleotide messenger RNA. RefSeq lists its product as hypothetical. NCBI's taxonomy places the organism in Eukaryota, Pelagophyceae, Pelagomonadales, Pelagomonadaceae. The transcript is spliced from 5 exons. The record is from RefSeq and is a predicted model, not a curated record. The coding region runs from base 1 to 2310 and encodes 769 amino acids.
AUGACCGAGGAGCGAGCCAAGGCGCAGGCGACGGAGGAGGUCGCGCGCAUCCUCGGCGCGACGCGCGGCGAGGAGCCCUGCGACGCCGUCCAACGACACGCCGCGGCGUCGGGCCGCUGGCUCGUCGACGCGCUGCGCUCCGCGGCGCCCCCGGCGCCCCCGGCGACGCUGCUCCGACUCCUCCGGAAGACGUCGCAGCUGAGGCUGCGGUCCGCGCUGCCCGACGACGACGCGGCCGUCGCGCCUCUCGUCGCGGCGCGCUUCCGCGCCAUGCUCCCGGAGCGGAAGACGUCCCAGCGGAAGACGUUGGAGUCGCUCGACCUCGCGGGCUGGUUCGCCGCGCAGCAGAUCUGGCUCGACCCGCGCGGCGUCGUCCUCGACAAGGAGCCCGCGCUCGUCGCGCCGUGGCGCCGCUUGCUCGACAGCGGGCGGACGGUGCUCGAGCUCCAUGCCUCGAACGAGCUCUUCGGGCCGUUAAACGCCUUCCUGGACGCGACGGACGACUCCCACGAGGAGCUCGACGCGGCCGCCGGGUGCCGGGACUGGCAGGUGUCGUCCGACGUGCGCCACGCGAACUCGCGGGCCGCCGCGCAGCGCGGCGUCGACGCGCUCGACGCCGCGGCCCGGAAGCGCGUGGGCCGGCGCCAGCUCGCGGGCGCGCGCUUCAACAGCCGCCGCUUCCGCGAGGACCUGGUGCCCGGGGUCAAGGGCCACGUGCCGCGCGCCGCGGACGCGCGCGGCCGCGUCCACGGCUUCGUCCACCUCCUGCGGCGGACCGGCGGCGCGUGCCCGGGCCUCAGCGACCUCGCGGGCUGCUUCGGCGGCAACGCGCCCUGGGCCUACGCGCUCAACGACUGCACGAACCUGGACCUCGAGCACAUCGCCGCGUUCUGCGGCCUCUCGAUCCUCCUGGGCGGCGCCGAGGGCGACGCGAGGGAGCACGCGAUCUGCGCCUGCUCCGCGUUCGCCGCGGCGCCCGAGGCCGUCGACGCGCUCCUGGCGUGGUUCGCGCUGACGCCGCGCAUCGGCCGGACCGAGGAGCCGCCGGAGGGGCCCCACCCGUGGAGCGACCUCUUCCUCGGCGACGACGGGACGCCCGCCGUGCCCGAGCUGUUCGACUACGUGCUCAGCGACACGCCCGUCCCUGCGACGCCGGCGCAGCUGACGACGAGCAUGGAGUACUGCUGGAUCAUGCUCGAGGGGCCGCUCGCGGUCGCGACGCUCCUCUGCGGCGCGCGGUGCGGGUGGUCCGCGGGCCGGGCCGGGCGCGACCAGGCCUCGGGCGCGCUGGUCCCGCACCCGGUCCAGGCCACGGUCGCGGCGUCCGCGCACCUCCCGGGCUUCCUGGACCGCCUCCUCGAGUUCGUGUUCCUGUCGUUCGAGGACCCGAACCCGCCGGGCGUCGCGGGCCUCGCGGCAAAGGUCGGCCUCUCGGCGACGGAGGCCCCGCUUCUGAGCAUCGGCGAAAUCGCCGCGCGCUGCCUCGUCGCGCUCUGCCAGCGCGUGCCCGCCGCCGUCGCGCCGCUGCGGGCGGCCUACGCGCGCGCGACGAUCAAAGAAGACGGCGACGCGCGCGUCGUCAACGCCAUGUUCGUCUUCUUCCGCACGCAGUACGACGGCCGCUGGAACCUCUCGCCCGUCGGGUCCCGCGGCUACGUGUUCCUGAGCCUCUACCGGCGCGCGGCGCUCGACGGCCCGCCGCCGCCGCGGCUCCGGAGCUGCAUGGCGUGCGGCCGGGACGAGGCUUGCGCGCGCUGCAACUCGGUCUACUUCUGCGGCCGCGACUGCCAGGCGGCCGCGCACGGCAUGCACAAGCUCUACUGCUCCACGGACCGCUUCGUGCGCAUCCGCGACGGCGACGCCGAGGAGCACGCGUCGCAGACGCGCGUGACGGGCUCGCGGCGGUCGUCGCACGCCAUGGCGAAGCACAUGCCGAAGAUCGCCGCGGAGCUGGGCAUGCCCUGGGAGGAGAUCCUGGAGAACGCCAAGGCGGAGACCAUGGCCAAGAUGCCCUGGCGAGGGCGCCAAGCUGCCGCAAAGGCCAUCAUGGCCAAGAUGCCGGGCGGCGCCUCCGAGUCGAACGCGAAGAGGUCCGCGGCGGCGAAGAGCGCCGGUCGCAGCGGCGACGCGGGCACGUUGCGGCACGUCGCCGACGCGUGGGCCGCGACGAACAGCGCGAAGCCGCAGCCCAACAACCGCGCGGGGGGCGGCGGCGGCGGCGGCACGCGCUGCACGCGCGAGUCGUGGGCGGGAUCCUGGGACGGCGGCGGCAGGUUGCCGCGGCGCGCGUCGACGAGCGCGACGGCGUAG